GCUGUUUUUCUCUAUUCCAGAACUGUAGCAAGACCCUGGGAAGGGGGCGGAAUACUGGAACUGCACUUAAAAAACUUUUUGUAAUCGUCCUUUUCUUAGGCUAUAUGAAAUAUGCAUGUGCCAAACUCUUAAAACUGUCCACUUUUAGUUUAUAUGUAAGCUUUGUGCGUAGAGUUUUAGAUUAAUAUUUUUUUACAUCAAGACUUGAACUUGAGACUUGGUUGAACCCACAAAAGUACAGUUUCUGGUUUUGUUUACUGACCGACGUUUCCUCCUAUCUACCCGAAUGCCAUGAGGAUUGCAACCGAAGAGAUUUAUUUGCGCCGGGGAGACGGGGAGACGACACCGUUCGUGGAAUAAGUACAGUUUGCGUUUCUAUUUACCGAAGUUUAUGGAUAUUCUUUUUGGUUCCAAGCUACUUUAUAGUUAACUCGGUACGCUUCGUUCUGUAACCGUCUGACGUGGGGGACCGUAGAGGUCUGUAUGCACGAGCAGAGAUGGCCACGGAGUGCUCGGAAGCUCGUUGUACUACAGUAAACACAACGACUCAUGCUUUUGUGUAAACCAAAGCGUAGGUUACAGCGCUAUAAAUACAAAUCGCCACAUAUCACUCGCAGCUGGUCUGCGAGUAAAAAGACAGGAAGAGCUUAAACUUAAAGUUACCCAAAGACUAAACCUCAAACACUCAAGUUAUCCUUAAAAUUAUACAGCGCGUUUAAACUUUGUUGCCAGAUCUAUAUCCCGUUAUGGACUCAGGUGAAAGUUAACAAAGUGGUGGGCACUCAAGAGGAGCAGCUAUGUUCCAAGUGCUCCUACUGUAUUUUAAGGUACAUGCCAAAAGCACUUUUUAAAACUAUACACAACUCCCUCAAAGGCCUCCUAUCACAACACCAAUAACGUCAAAGGGAUUCAGGCUUAAACCUGACGGUGACUGUUGAAAAUGGUUGAGAACCGGUGUUCUGUGCAGAAGGAGGAGGUUUACCGCUGGUUCUCGGUCCUGAGCUCGUCUCAGAGAGCGGAGUUCCUCUGCGGCCUCCUGGACCUCUGCGUCCCCAUCGAGCUGCGUUUCCUGGGCUCCUGUCUGGAGGACCUGGCCCGAAAGGACUACAACUCCCUCCGCGACGCGGAGAUCAAAGCCAACAACCCCGCCGACCUCUCUGGUCUCACAAACGUCACGGACGAGGUGGUGAGGAGCAAACUCCUGGUGUCCCUGGCUCUGCUCGGCUCCGACAACCGCGAGGCGGCCGGGGUGCUGUUCCGGACGCUCACGCACAUCGACGCCGUCAUCAGUAACUACGGGCUGCAGCUGAACGACGGGCAGACGGAGCAGCAGUUCCUCCUGCUCUUCACCAUGGCCUCCAACCACCCCGCCUUCAGCUUCCAUCAGAAGCUGGUGCUCAGGCAGGAACUGAGCCACGUCCAGGAGAUGCUGCAGAGCAGCUGUGCUGGGGAGGCUCUGGGAGGAGGCGGGGGGACCGGAGGCCUGGCCUCUCCAACCCCCCUGCCCUGCCCCAUCCCUGCCGCCCCUCUCUGUCUGCUGAAGAAGGAACUCUGCCUCAAGAACCAGCAGCUAGGAGAGAUCCUGGCAGGCCCAGGCCCAGGCCCAGGGGCUGGUGAGGAGGCCAGACCAGGAGACCGGGAGGGGGGGCCAGAGCCUGUAUCUCUCCCCUCUUCAGUUCCACCUCCGCAGGCACUUGGCAUGCUGCACCUGGGAAAGACAGGCAGAGUGAAUGUAGAGAGGAUUGAGAUGAAAGGCGUCCACUACAAAACUGACAAACUCAGUGAAUAUGAGGUGAGCUGGUCCGACUCCUCCACAACCACGGUGGUGAGGAAGCACCAGGAACUGAUGGAUCUCCUCUCUCAGCUUUCCCAGGUGUGCCCAGAUGAAGGCCUGGACAAGCUCCUCCCCAAGUCACACUGGCCUGGACAAGCUCCUCCCAAGUCACCUUGCCUUGACUCGCCCCCGAAUUGGACAGGUAGACCCAAGUGGCUCACCUCCCUUCCACCUCACAUCCUCAAACACCAACAAGUCACACUCUUCUUCAGCUCGGCCCCCAGCGGCCCCCGGCCCCCGCGGGCCCCCCGUCCCCCGCGGGCCCCCCGGCCCCCGCGGGCCCCCCGUUCCCCCCUGGGCCCCCCGGCCCCCGCGGGCCCCCCGUCCCCCGCGGGCCCCCCGGCCACCCCUAACAAUCCGUUCACCCACAGUGCAAGUCUGGGCUCCCUGCUGCAAUACAGAGGGUCCAACAGGGCUGUGUGUGGAGUGGCCAGUAUCCAGCCAGUCAUGAGUGUCCACAGCUCCAUGCAGCCUCAUCCCCCUCCCCACCUGCCCCACCUCUGCCACCUGCCCCCUCACCUCCCCCCCCAGCUGCCCCCCCAGGGCCCCCUGGUGGGCCCCCACCCUGCAGGAGGAGAAACUGCAGUGCCCCCCCUUGGAUGUCUCCAAAGCGCCACCCUGGCCCCGCCCACCAGCCCGGAGCAGAGCGGCAUCUUGGACUGGCUACGGAAGCUCCGCCUCCAUAAGUACUACCCCGUCUUCAAGCAGCUGACCAUGGAGGAGUUCUUAGGUCUGACUGAAGAGGAUCUGAAUAAGUAUGACCUCACACAAGGAGCCAAGAAGAAGCUGAAAACCCAGCUGGAGCUGCAGAACAGGGAGAAAAUGGAGAAGAGGUACAUGGUGUCACAGUUUCCAGUGUCCUGUAGUGGAAUCGCCAGAGUAACCCCCUCCAGCCACAUCGGCCCCAUGGCACACCUGCAACCUGCCAACACAGAGUUGCGUGUGGAUGUAGACCCAGGGUCUUCCCUAAACAGAGACAGCAGCUCCUCUUCAGGGUACUCCAGCGCCCCCUGCAGUCCCCGAGAUGUGGUGUUUGACAGGCCCAAGGACACACACAGACGUAUGGAGUUGGGUCUGGACCUACCUGGAGCAGACAGGACUUGUGUCCUCCUCAGUCCCAGCCUCCCAGCCGGGUCCAGCAGACCCACAGCUCAGGUCCUCCCAGUCCAGAAUGACCCUACGUCCUGUCUCUCUCACCCCUCGCAGCCUCCCCCCUCCCUGCCCCUGGUCUCCCCAGCCCCAGGCUGGGUCCAGACAUCCCCACGGAAGCCCCGGCCCCCUCCCCUGGGGCCUGGGGUGAGGCUGGAGAGCCUGUUCUCAGGCCUGGGCGUGGACAGCCCCCCUCCUGGGCUCCAGGACCCCCAUGGCCCCAGAGGCCCGUCUGCACCCAGCUCCCUGUGCUCCCUUCCUGGGUUGGUGGUGGAGACCAGCACCUCCCUCACCUCCACCUCCAACACCCUCCACCAUGUGUCCCACCCUCCCCUCUCACUGCAGGUGUCCUCCUCCCUCCCACUUAGGACCACGGGACACUACCCCUACCCCACCUGCCCCUCAGUACCUUCUUCUUCCUCCUCCUCUUCCAUGUCAACUUUCCUGUCGGGCAGCGUGGCGUGUAGCAGCAACGGAAUUCCUGUGGCAACGGCGAGCAGUGUUCCCAUGGCAACGGUGGUGCCCGGACACACCUACAGCGUGACCAGCGUAGCGGCUGCGGUCCCGCCUAGCUCAAGCCCCUCCCCCCCAGAGGUCUGCUUCGCCCUUGCCCCUGGCUCCUCCCCCUCUUCCUCCUCCUCCUCCUCUUCCUCCGUCUGUGUGUGCAGCUCCUGUGGUUGCCGGGGGAACUGCGGUUCGUACGGGCCCCUCCCAGCCAACUACGCUGGCUACUUCCAGCACCCGUUCUCUGGGACGUCCGUGUUCACGCUGGGGCCCUUGUUCCACCUCAGCCCCCUCCUGGCCACCGCCAGUACUGCAGGAGCCUUCUCCUACCCUCUGGUGGCACCGCCUCUCUACAACAGCAGCAUGUCACAUGACCCACAGCAGCCGCAAGGCUUGGUCCUGCCACCCAUGCAGGGCUUUCUGGGGGGCGGGGGCAAUGUGUACCAGCCGCAUGGCAUGCUGGGUAACGGAGUCGGGCAAAAGCGUUCAGGGAACGCGUCGUGCUACAACUGCGGGGCAAGUGGUCAUCGAGCCCAGGAAUGCAAACAGCCUCCCAUGGAUUCACUACAGCAAGGGAUCUUCAGACUGAAGUACACCCCCCACGCUGACAGCCAGGACUCUGGAGACUAACGCAGCACACAUCAUGGGCCUAGAACAUGCAACCUCCUGGUACUUCACAGCACACAUCAUGGGCCUAGAACAUGCAACCUCCUGGUACUUCACAGCACACAUCAUGGGCCAAGAACAUGCAACCUCCUGGUACUUCACAGCACACAUCAUGGGCCUAGAACAUGCAACCUCCUGGUAC
Messenger RNA from Osmerus eperlanus (European smelt), 4295 nucleotides. It is a transcript of the gene zcchc14, whose product is annotated as zinc finger, CCHC domain containing 14. The record is from RefSeq and is a predicted model, not a curated record. NCBI's taxonomy places the organism in Eukaryota, Metazoa, Chordata, Actinopteri, Osmeriformes, Osmeridae. Gene Ontology annotation, molecular function: nucleic acid binding; zinc ion binding; phosphatidylinositol binding.